Messenger RNA from Dicrocoelium dendriticum, 894 nucleotides. Lineage: Eukaryota; Metazoa; Platyhelminthes; Trematoda; Plagiorchiida; Dicrocoeliidae. The record is from the annotation of a GenBank genome assembly.
GUUUCGUCAACUCGUCCGGAACGAUAUUUGCUUACCUGUCAGGGUGAGUUGCUUGAACCUGGAUAUUAUGUGGAGGUCAAUGUACUCGUACUGCCAUUCGACUACCAGCAAUCGGAGGAACCCGAUGAUGAGAUAAUUAUUCGAUGUAUUGCUCAAUUGGAGAACCAGAAAUCGGCUCGAGCGUGGAAUUAUGCCGAUCCGGAUGAUAUUGUGGUUUACAAAUUGAAAUGCAUUCCGUGGAUACCUGAUGAACUCCUUAUACAUCCGAGAGGUGAACUGUUAUUUGAAGGUCCGUUUGAUAAACUCGUAGCGUCUAAAAUUCAUUUGACCAACCCAUCGAAUGAUCGAAUGUACUUCCAUGUUCAAGCCCCUUCUCGUGAUAUCUGGGUCCUCCCGGAUUCCGGCAUACUUGAUCAAAAGGAGACGAAAGUGAUUAGGGUCCACUGUAAACCGCUAGACUUAAGUACUACCGAUCUGUCACGCUACCACAUCAUUAUCAAGUCUACAGUACUCAAGGAAAAGCAGACAAAGCCUAUUGAGGAUGUGCUAUGCUCAGUUAAGAAGGUGGACUGCAUGCUCAAGUGCAUAUUCAAAUCGCCUGGAAUGCUCACGUCAGCUCAGUCAGAUUCCGGCUCACAUUGCAAGGAUGCCUCACUAGAGAUGCUACUAGCUGAGCUGUUGAGGCUGCGCGAGGAGGUCAAAUUACUCAAGGCACAAGUGCCCAAUCGGAGUCCCACGCAACCACUUCGCUAGAAACGGCAUACAGACCACCACCAGAGGCCGUGCAUCCACCCCCCCACUCCCAACCUGUGUUUGUCAAUCGGCGUAUAUCUCAUAACUGCCCUCUCUGGUUUUUGUUUUUGACAACAUAUGGAAUAAACUACUAAACGACGG